UGCGCGUGCGCAGAAGCUGUGGGGCAGUUUACCUCACGGUCGCGGCGCCUUUCUGUUCCCUGAGGGAACGCAAGGGUUUUCAUUUGGUCUAUGAGAAUUCAAACGUGUUGAAGCUCUUUUUUAUCUUCUGCAUCAGUCAGAUGCGGAGUCACAUUCUGCCAUUUAAACAAAACCGAGAGUACAGCAGUGCGCUCUCUGCUGUUUAGCCAAAACCUGAGUCUUCAGCAAACUGACGUUCUGCGUAGAGAAAGUUGAUUUUCUUGGAUAGCAGGGACAUCUGAAGCGUCCCAGCAGUCUCAGCAUUCCACAAGCUGUGAGGAGGCGCACCAUAUCUGCUAGGGUUGUGUUCCUUUCUAACUAGAAAGGAACUCAGGGCCACAGAAUAGCCAUGCAAAGCCAAGAAACAUUUUUUUUUUUUUUUUUUUUUUGAGCAUGUAUUUCGUUAAACAAAUUGCUUCUGAAAAGGAUUAAGCCUCGACCAAAGGCCAAUGAAAAUCACAAGAUCGCAGAAUGGUUUGGGUUGGAAGGGACCUUCAUGAUCAUCAAGUUCCAACCACCCUGCUACAGGUUGUUGCGUGGGUGUGAAAGGCUGUAAGCACAUACAAUGAAAGUUCUUCAUUCUGCACCAGCAGUGGAGUCCGUGACUCUCCUGCCACAAGAGCUGUGCCUGGUCUCGGGUGCUCAACACAUGAGAGUGCUGGAGCUAUGGGAAAGAGCCCAUGGAUGACUACUGGGCUGACUAAGGGGAGGUGUGGCAGAAGAAUACAGGGGGCCCUGCUGACCCAUGCCUUCCUAUGGGUGUGCAAGCUGCUAUCCCUAGGACAGCUGCUACCACAUGGGCCUCUGUGGGCCCACAGCCACGGCCAGGGCAUUGUGAUGGGUGUGCAGCACCACGCCCAAAGGCCAUGAUGACAUAGAAGGGUAUGAAUAGCAGUGACAUCCCUGGCAGGGCCAGAGUCCUUGGGGUGACCACUCCGAGGAGAGCAACUGUGCCAAAAGGCAGCAGCUCCCCUGGGUGCCUCUCUCUGGUCUCUGGUGACAUGGAGAUGCCAAAGGAAGAGGAGCCUAAAGCUCAGUCCCAGCCCAAUGAAGGGCUGCCAAGCGCACAGGAGCACCACCAGGCAAACGAUGUGGAGCACAAUGAGACACUGUCCCACAGAAGCACCAUGCAGGAAGACACAGACACCGUGCCCAGCUUGCCAUCUCUGCCUGAUCCCCAAGAGCAUAAAGCAGGAACAGCUGCCCACAGAGAAGCUGGGCCUGCUUCCUCAUGCAGGGGUUACGCGCCACAGCACCAGAAGAGGAAUUGGGCUGAUGAGAACAUACCAGUCCUGGAACCGUGCAUCUCAUGCCAAGUGAUAGGUGCUAAGCUGUGGGCACACCAUGAGGAUGAAAGCUCAUGUAGAGAGAUCUUGUUAUUGAAGCAAGAGCUUCUGAUGGAGAUGAGUAGAAGCUGCAUGGCGUAUACUGGGCAAAGCCUAGCCAAAUUCAGGGAAAUAACCAGGCAGGCGAGGAAGCUGAGGAAGCAGAGAGCAGGGCAGGAUGUUCCAUGUGUCUCACAGUAUGAGCUGGAAGAUGGUGGUGAUGAUGAAGAGCCGAAGAUUGAAAACCACUGGGUCAACCCCAGGAUCACAGCCUUCUUCCAGGACCCGCAGGAGGCUCAUCAGCAAACGCCCGACCCUUCCAGCAUCACAGACACAGAGGCUUCAGGAGAGUCAGAUGGCCAGGCACAGAGCACAGCCCUUUCCGUGUCGAGGCACACAGAUGCCGAGGCAAGAGCUUCUGUCUUGGCUGGCAGUGCCUGGGAUGAUGCCAUAUCCACACGGCAGCCACCAGGCACGGGUGCCUCUAGUGGCAGAGGAGCGGAAAAGGCCUUUGUGCCUGAGGCCCCUGGCCAACAAGAACCUCUCCCGCCUGCUUCGCGGACUCAGGGUGAGGGCCAGCCACGGCGUGCUCUGUUCAGGAGGUGGCUUGGGUUCGGGAUUUGCUGCAGCAGCUGCAUCACAACAGAGGAAGAGUAGCGGUGUUGCGCCACCAGCACCCGGCGACUUCUCAGAGCUGGUCGCUGGCCCUCCAGAAGCUGAGCAGCUCCCAUGGGACACAGCAGGACAGCCCCUGAAGAAUUAAUCGCCCCCACCUCACAGUGCACCCUUCCUUCGGUCACAGCAUGCUUAGCUUGGCACAGGGGGCUUACAGGGAAACUUGUGCUGAAGUACUGUAACUCUUGGGAGUUUAAAUGUGUGGAAAUUCUGAAAUGGAAGCAGUUCCAAAGGCUAGCCUCCAGCUGACACCUCUGUGGUGCACAGAAGGGCACUGCUGGGUAUGCGGAGUGUUUGAAAUCGGUGAAGAAGCGUCACUGAGGCAGCAGUGGGAAGCAAAAGGAGCUGAGAGUCAUUGGUAUUCCACAUCAUAACAUCAUGGAGUGCACUGGGAAUUAAAGUGCUAAUGCCCCAGUUCUGCAUACCAAGAAGAAACUACGUUCCCCAGAAGGCUGUUUGCUGUGCUGAUAUCAUUCCUGCACAGGGGGGAAUGCAUAUAAGGCAUUGGCGGGUCAUCUGAUGCUCUCUCGCUUUCCUUCCGCUAUCCUCCCUGCUGCUUGACUUGAUUGUCGCAUCUACAUCUCAGCAUUAGCACAAGGUCUUCUUUUUCAGACAUAUCCCUUUUCCAUUAUAUCCGAUUUUGUCAAUCCCAGUUCUAAUUAUAUUGUAUUAUACUGUCUUAUUUUUAUUUAUUUUUUUU
Molecule: messenger RNA, 2739 nt
Organism: Coturnix japonica (Japanese quail)
Lineage: Eukaryota; Metazoa; Chordata; Aves; Galliformes; Phasianidae
Source: RefSeq, a predicted model, not a curated record